Lymnaea stagnalis (great pond snail) is the source of this 11899-nucleotide messenger RNA. NCBI's taxonomy places the organism in Eukaryota, Metazoa, Mollusca, Gastropoda, Lymnaeidae. The record is from the annotation of a GenBank genome assembly.
UAUUAUUAUAUAUAUUUUUUUUUACACCACAAGUCCACAACAGGUACAUGUACAACAACACUAUUACUCUACGAAAUAUACCUGCUGAAAAUUUAAAAAAUAUCACCAUAUCACAGCAGCAUAAAUAACCAUACUAAAUGGGCAACUUAGACAAUGCUAAUCCCAUAGUUUUUCUGGCAACAAAAGAAAGAAAUGUUUUACCUGAAGAAGAAGAUGACAUUUUUACAGAUAAAUUUGACACCAGAGAAAUUUUCGGUAAUAAUUUAAAUUAUUUAAAUUUAAUAACAAUUAAUACGAAGUGUCUAAAUGUCCGGUGACCAAGUUUCAUCAUGAGACUCUCAUGACAGCAGUAACAAAGUUGCUGGAGAUAUUUUUCCGGCGUCAGCCUUGUCACGUGACCGCUAAUGACUAAUGGAGCUGCAUGUGGGCGAUGAGUUUACUUGAUCUCAACGAAUUCAAGAUAGUCUGGACAUUUACAUGUAAAAUAAAUAUGUUCAAUUCUACAAAAGAAGUGCUAGAACCAUUGCUUGUUUUAAAAAAUAUUUUCCUUCCAAGGCUUGUCUUGAAAUUCCGGACUGUUUAAGUUUAAAAUGUGGGGAAAUAGAUUUCUAUUGUAUUCAAUGCGGGAAAAGGUUUAAAUCAACUGCCAUCGGCAGAGUAAAGCAAAGUUAUAGUAAUUUUUAAAAAUUAAAUUAUAUAAGUAAUAUAACAGAUUCUGAUUUACGUGUAGAAUGGUUUAAGUAAGUGUGUUGAAAAUAGAGCAUACGACUGUUUAUUCGACUUAUCAGUACAUUCAGGAUGGACUGCAAAGGAUGUAUGAAGUUUCGACUUAGUGAGGAUAGGCAGAAACUUCAAAUUAUUUCUUUAAAUGAAGACCACUCUCAUUGUGUUGCAAAUGUAAUUAUUGUACUUGCAAUUUCAACAAAAUAAUGUAAGAACUCAAAUCAGGGACUGUUUUUAUCAGUAAAUAGGCAAAUACUUUGACUGAUCUCCACAAAUUUUAUCAUAACAUGAGAAAUAAAUGUUGUGUUGCAGGAAUCGACUGGGUGAACAGGAAAAGGAUGCUGUUGCCCAGAUGCUAGAUCUAAAGGCUAACAAAAAAAUGAUACAGCAACACAUGAUCCAAUCAAGAGAAAAAGUGAUUACAAUGAAAGAUAUUCAUAAAUGCUAUCAAUCAUGUCUGAAUCAUGAGAACGACCUGUUAAACAAGUUGAAUGAGAUGAAGAAAGAGGAGGGUUUUAUAAUAGAGGUUGUUGUGGGUGAGGAUAACCAACUUCAGGCACUUUACUACCAACAAAAAGAUAUGUUGAAAGUAUUUUCAUGCUGUCCAGAGCUGCUUCUCCUAGAUGCAACAUACCAGCUAAACAACUUGCGAAUGCCUCUGUAUAUUUUAAUGUGUGUAGAUGGGAAUGUGGAAAUGUGGUUGCUGUACUUUGGAUUGUGGCAAACGUGGAGAGAGAGACCAUAAGUGCAUUGACAGAUAUCUUUAUAAUCACAACGAGACAAGUCGGGCUCAGGCAGUCAUGGCUGACAAAGAUAUGGCGGAGAGAGACGUGAUGACUGAGAAAAUUCCCAAUGCUGCACUCCAAAUUUGUCUUUUCCACACAAUAUGCGCAUUUUGCAGAGAAGUAACAUCAGAAAAAUUGGAGAUCAAGACAGAGCAAAGCCUUUUGUUAGAAUAAUAGAAAAGCUUGUUUACUCUGCUAAUGAGUUUGAUUAUGACAAGCAAUACGAAAGUCUCAAGGCACUUGGACUGCAACCGGUAAGGGACUAUUUUAAUUCAAUUGGCAUGACAUAAGAAUGCAAUAGUUGAAGGAUUAAUGAGACAAAGCUUGAAUCUCUUGAACAGCACUACAAACCGUGUUGAAUGCAUCAACCAAAAAUUGAAAAGUGUAAUAUCAAAGCAUUCAGGGAUGAUUACAUUCUUUACAGAUUUGAUGGUCAAACUUAGAGUUCUUGAGGCAUCAAGCUAUGUACACAGGCAUCAAGCUAUGCACACAGGCAUCAAGCUAUGCACACAGGCAUCAAGCUAUGCACACAGGCAUCAAGCUAUGCACACAGGCAUCAAGCUAUGCACACAGGCAUCAAGCUAUGCACACAGGCAUCAAGCUAUGUACGCAGGCAUCAAGCUACGCACGCAGGCAUCAAAGUACGCAGGCAGGCAUCAAGCUACGCACACAGGCAUUAAGCUACGCAUGCAGACAUCAAGCUAUGCACGCAGGCAUCAAGCUAUGCACGCAGGCAUUAAGCUAUGCACGCAGGCAUCAAGCUAUGCACAUAGUCCACAAAUCAUCAGCUCAUUUAAUGUCCAGUGACCUGAAGGAAUAUUCAGCCCAUGUUACAUUGUUUGCCAUGAAGCAUAUCAGUAGUCAACUAUCAGCUACCUCCAUUCCCAAUGAAACCUCUGGUACUGCAUGAAGCUAUGGUUUUCCCUCUUCAAUGGGUCUGCCCUGUAAACACAUCUUUCGAUUUAAAAUAAACAGGGGAGACAAUUUAUUUGAUGAGUCUCUCAUUUUGGAUCUUUGGAAGUUGGGCUAUUUCGUGCAGAACCGGGAUUGGAGAGAGCCUGCUUAGCUUGGUGACUCAUUGUUGCUGUGCUACUAAUUCAGAAUGAGGAAUAGAGCCAUUGUCACAGCAAGCCAAAAGCAGGAAAGCUUUUAUCAUAGCUCAGCGAAUUGCUGAAUUUGUGAGUGGGGCAACAGGGGUACAAUUUAUUAGUAUUUAAUAAGUGACAAAUUGAGAAUUUUCCUUUUAUUUCAUUGUAAAAUUUUGUAUGUUUAAUAGUAUUAAUAUUAGGGUUGAAGUUAAAAUACAAAUCCUAGUAUUGUUUAAAAAAAAUGUUCUUUCAAAAUAUAUUUUACAGUACAUUACAAAGCUCUUCAACUAUUUAUAAUGUGUUUUUGUUUGUUUUAUAUUCAAUUAGAUAAUAAUCAUUCAUUUAUUAACUGUAAACAUACUUUUAUAGUGUUAUUUUGUGUCUUCACGUAUUACUAAAAGUGUUUUAAACUUACUAUUAACUUCAAUUUAAUUUUAUGUUUUCACAUGUAAUGAACAAAGGGUUAAAAAGUGACAAUGUUAAUUAAAGCAUGAUAUGCCCACCGGAUGAAUAUCUCCUGCACUAUUUGUCUGGUCGCCGGACGUGUAGACACUGCCUAAAUAAUAUAAAUGAUAAUAUAUAUAGUACAUAAGAUAUAUUAACAGCAAUAGUAAAUUCAUAACUAUAUCUUGUCUUAGCUAGUAAGGCUUAAGCUGCUACUGUUUACUAAUAUUCAGAGAGAGAGAGGGUAGAGGAAAGACAAUUGAUUUUAGACAUGUCGGUUUUAGCUGUAAGGCCGGCAAUGUGCUCCACAGUGUAUAGAUUAUGGAGGUUACCCCAGGUUAACUUGCACCUACGGUGCUGUAUUCAAAAGAUUUUGAUAUUUAUGUAUGUGCUCACUUAAUGUAAUUUUUUUUCUUAUUUUAUAUUUUUGAAAUUGGGGGGAGGGGUCUCUCCCCAGAGGAUUUCUUUAUUUCUUAUUUUGGUAUUUAAAGUGGGGGAGAGGUUUGGGAAGGCCCCCCCCCCCUUUCCCAGUCCCCAGAAGAUCAAUUUGUAUAUGUGGCAAACUCUUAUGAAUGAAACUCUGAGAUUUUGCCCUCAGAAAAUUAUGAUAAUUUAUAAAAUGGACUCUACCAGGUUUUUAAAUCUCAAAUAAAAAUAUUUCGGUUUAAAUGCCUUCUAAAUUCAUUCUGAAACAAAAUCUAUCAGCUAUUUCACCAACACCCAUUUCCCAUACAAUUUAGUCAGUAGUCCUAUGUUGGGAUUCUCCAAAGUGAUGACACUGCGCUUAGGGUGAGACAACUCUUGGAAAAUUCAAUACCAUUAACCCAAAACUUAUUGAAAAACCUGAAGGACAAAGCAAUAACAGAAAGUGAAUGUGAAUGUUUUGGCCAAAAAGCAAAAAACAGUUAAAGACAGAGACUAACACUCUUACUUUGUUUAGAUGUGUAGUCUACAGGAAAUGGUAGAUGUGACAUAUGGCGAAUCUCCUGAUUGUACCAUAGUUACUCUAAAUCAUCAGACAACGUUGUAGUUCUGACAUCUAUGUAAAUAUGACCGUUGCUGUUACUAGUGUUAUUCUGCAUACUCUAUAACCUAUGUCUCACACACACUAUAUAUAGUAUAAUUUAUCAGCUGACGUCCAAUUUCAGCAAAUCAUUUUUUUAUUAACAAAUCACACUAUAUAUAUUUAGUUUUACAUUGAUGAAUAAUAGAAUAAUGAUUGAUUGAAGUACAGUCACAAUACAUCCGAUUCCUUCAGAAUUAUAACAUUUGAUCAACUGCCACCUUGAAAUCCAUUACAAUAUGUCUUCUCUUCCAGUUUCACCUUAUCUAUAUUUAUAUUACUACUCUGUUGAAUGCUAUUUUGCUGAAAUAUUCACUUUCUAUUAUUUACCUUCAGGUUUUCCAUACAUUUCUCAUUGCUUCAACCUAAAUGCAGAUCUCCCUAUAUUUCUCAACUAUUUACUACUAUAAUUUUGUUAAUUUAACUUCCUUUUAAUCGGUAGCCUACUUGCUGUAACUAUGAAUACUACACAUAUUGUUUUGGCGAUUUUAAUUAUACUACAAACGUCCACUAUCAUGUAAGGGUAUUUAAUUAUUAAGUAAUGUAUAUAGUCACAUAUAGGUCGCACUAAUGAAUCGGUUGCACCUUUAGAGUGGCAAUUUGGGUUGAUAAUCCUGUAUGAUAAUUUAAAAAUAGGCCUUUAGGACCUGCAAUUUAAAAAAAAUAUGUUUAAAGUUUCUCCAUGAAAAAAAAAACAUGAACCUUGGACGGGGGUCAUCCGAAAAUGUCCAGGUAUAAAACGCAGAAAGCUACCUCAUCCCAAAAAAUUAUAUAAAAAUAUAAUGCAUAUAUUUUGCAUUGUUAUAGAGAGCUUGUUUACAUAUUUCUCGUGUGUGCCCUCUGAUUGACCCCGCAUGAGACGCUGUGUUCACAAAGGGGUGUGGCUUAGGUCUUUGAAGUGGCUUGUUUACAAUCGGCUUCCAAUUACGCAUUGGGUAGAUUGUUUUCGGGUAAUUUCUGGAAUAUACUCCUUAACCCGAGAUAUGUAAACAACACGUCAUAAGCCCUUCUCGAAGCAUCUUACUCUACAUAUAUAUAAGGGAUUGACAGGCACGACGAGGGAGAUUUUUCUCACCUAGAUUUUCUUAACAUUACGAGGCGUGUUUUAUUCUUUGUGUAUUUGUGUGCUCCUACUUAUAUGUGUUUAUUUCGCAUUAUUUAUUGGCAUCAUUAUUUCUAAUUGUAUUAACUGUGUACCGGUACGACAUCUACCAUACUGUAAGUUGAAGAUUGUAAUUUUAUUUUAUUUUAUUUUGUAAUUAUCUUAAGACAUAAUAAAUCUUAAUUAAUUGUAACUAGAAACUGUUUUGGGUCGUAUCUUUAAUAUUGUUGAUUAUAUGGUAUCGUCCUUUGUUAGGCACUGUUUACAACGAGCCAAUUAAAAUUAAAAUAGGAGAUUAAUUUCUCCCAAUACAAGUCAGUGCGUAACAUGCAUGAAAAAUGGCGAUUUGAUGACCUCAUAAGGUUAGCGUCCAAGGCAGGUGACCCCCUUCACACUGCCCUGGCAGCUGGGGGGUUGGGAUGGGGGUAUGAAAAUUUGACUUUUUUUAAGAACUGAUAAUAUAUGGAUGGUGAUAAUGUAUGGGUGGUGACAAUAUAUGGAUGGUGAUAAAAAUAGGUUGACAUCAUUUAUGGAAUGUUUCUAAGUAAUUAAGCUCAAUAUUAUGCAUAUAAUUAAUUAAGUACACUAUUUUAAUGAGACAUAGGGCUAGCACACUACAACUCAGUCAAUUCUCAUAGUGUUAGUACUCUACAACUCAGUCAUUUACUUAUUUAGGAACUUUUUAGAACUUUGUGCCUACUGUUUUAACUUAAACUACCCUUCUCGGCUAAUAUCUAUCUGAACCUACUCAUAAUGCUAUUUAUUCACUUUGGGCUAAUCUUAUAUGUUAGCAUCAUAAUUUUAAAAACCAAUAGCAAAAUAAAAUAAGGAAGGCCUAUUCUUUAUAAUUUCCAAAAAGUAAAAUUUAGGCAUAAAUCAAUAAAUUUAUGGUAGCAAAUGCUACUUAAAGAAAAGGGUUCACAUUAUAUGCUCAUGCAUGUGUAGCAAUUUUUCAUAUACUAAUGCUGAUGCAACUGGAUCUACUUUGACCCACGUUCAUUUGACGAUCAAGCAUGCAUUGCAUCUGCCCAUAAAGAAAAUAGUGUAAAUAAGGGCCUCUUUUGCCUCAGUUGUUAAAAGUUGUAUCAGUAUGACCAGUUCAUUUUAAAUAUUAUAAUAAUUUCAAGGAUUUUGAGAUUGUUAUUAAAAUAAAUACUUUUUCCAUUACUUCUGCUGUAUUAUUAAUAAUGUUCUGGAACAAAAUUAACAAAUUGCAAUACACUUGGACAUGGGAUAUUAGGUCUUAAUUCAAACCAAAAGUAGGGGCUUUCAUAAAAAGUGGAUCUUGUUUUAUGUGGUAUUAUCCUGAUAUAUUUUUUUUUUAAAUUAAAAACUUAUUUAAUGGUAUAAUAAUAAAAAGCUGUGUUAUUGUUAUACUCAGAUACUUUUGCUUUCUUUGUAAAAGGCAAUUCAUAAAUAAUGUCACACUAUUUUAGCCUAUUUCCUCCCCCCUUGAAAUUUAUUAAAAAUAUUAGACCAGAUUAUUACACAUCAUCACACAGUUGUGGAUCCCCCCCCCGCCCCCCACCCCCCUGCCGCCUAGAUGCCUUAAAACAAUUUUGUAUGACAUCUAGUCUCAUAUUUUUAAGUCCUAAAUUAAAGGUACUAGUAUUUAAGGCGCAAUAGUUGUAAUAGUAAUAAGUCCUUUCUGGUAUAAAUAUAACACAUUUCAGUGGGAUAAACAAAAUCCAAUCACAUUUGGACAGAUAUUUUAUGAAGAUGGACUUUAUGGUAAAUUUAAAUAGUGAAUUUGAAAUAAAUAAAUAUGUUAUUAAUUACUUUUUACUGGCUGGUAAAAUUUACUUAAAGAAUAACAUCCAUUGACAGAAGAGGUCUCUGUUGAGAUCACAAAUGUCAAUUUAUAUUGGAAAAUAUAUAAUGGGGCGGGGAUCAUUUUUGUUUUUUAGGGUGGCAAAUUUGGAAAAGGUUCAAAACCACUGAUCUAGAUGGCGUCUGAUUCAAUAAAAGAAAUCUGUGAUUAUUAAUAGGCCUGGAAAUGUUUAAAAUGUAUCCACAGUUUAUGGGUAUAUGUAAAUGUUAGCAUUUUGCGUGAUUGGAUAAAGACAGUUGGUUACCCAGAUAAGCAUUAGCAAAACCGAUUUGCAUUAGGCCUAAAUUUUAAUAUUUGCUAUCAGGUUAAAAUAAAGGCCUUACUCAAGCUUCUUUGUAUUUUGUUUCUUUACUCUUUAGACUUGAUUCGUGUUAUAAAUGAUCCUGAGCACCCACUGACUCUGGAAGAGCUUAAUGUGGUGGAAGAGUCUAAAAUUAAGGUAAGUUAAAAAGAAAUGUAUAGUUAAAGUAAUUUUUUUAAAAAUUGUAUGUCUAGUCAGACUGUAACUAUAAAUGCCUGUUAGCAUAUUAUCUGGGUCAGCUGUUAACAUAAUAUCUAGUUCAACCAUAAUAUAUGCGUCAGCUGUUAGCAUAAUAUCUGUGUCAACUAAAAGAUCAUUGAGACAUUUUUAAUAUCUUGUAAACCCAACCCAAAAUAAUUACUUAAUUUAAUGGGUGAGUUUUCAACAAAGGAAAGUAACCACUUUUAUGUAGCCAAAGUUAUGGAUCUUUGCAUCCGGUUACAGUCUUUAUGUUUCUUUGAAAUAAAAAAAAAUGAUUAUAAUAUUGUCAAUGAAUAGAUUGGCUUUAUCAAAACUUUUUUUAUACUGUAUGAUCCAGGGGUUUAAUUGAGAAAAUGAUAUGUUUUUAAUUGAUGUAUAGGUUGAUGAUGAUGCCAAUGCGGUUCAUAUCUUGUUUACCCCCACGAUCCCACACUGCAGUAUGGCUACUUUGAUUGGGCUUUCAAUCAGAGUUAAGCUGUUGCGAUCACUUCCGUCAAGAUUUAAGGUAGGAAUUUUAUAUUCAUGCAAUUCCCGACUUUUCUAAUUAUAAAGUUGUUGACCUAAAUUUGAUCAGCUUAAUAUAUUUUCACUCAUCAUUAAACCCUGAACAAACAGAUAUAGUGGCCUCUAAAGUUUGAUUUAAACAAGGAAUAAUUUAUUGCAGCCCAUUAUUUGAUAUAGUUUAUUGCAGCCCAUUAUUUGAGUUAGUUUAUUGCAGCCCAUUAUUUGAGUUAGUUUAUUGCAGUCCAUCAUUUGAUAUAGUUUAAUGACUACUGCUAGAGAAGAGUAACCCAAGAGUGAUUCCCAGAAGCUUAUUUUCUAGGUUGAAAGCAGAGCAUUAAUGUGUAUAAAUUCAUUGUUCUUUUACUGAUCCCAUAUAAAAAAUGUCACAAUCGAUUAGGAUCUGUAGACACUGAUUCUAAAAAAAAUGGUAUAAUUAAUUUCUAAUGUUUGCUUGUAGGUAUGAAUUAUCUUACUUUGUGCUUUGACAGGUUGAUGUCCAGAUUACACCAGGGACACAUGAUUCAGAACAAGCAGGUACAAACAAGAAUUUUUAAUCGUCUCUCUCCCAAUUAGUACAUGCUUUAAUCAAUUUUAAAAAAACCCGACAUAAUAAAAUGCUCUUUGUUGCAUAAUUGUUCGUUGACAUGUGUCGUUUAAGGGCAUCACAAAUUGGCUGGAAACAACUUUCAAGUUUUUUGGCUUUGACCUAUGUUAAAAAAAUGUGAUUUUUUUUGGUGUGAUUUUUUGUGUGUUUAAGUCAAACAAAGCUCAGCUUUGCCACACAUUUAUUUGACAGAACUCCAGAAUUUUAAAAUACUUUUGUUUGUUUGCUUCCUAGCAAUAAUAUCAUAAUUCAAUUGACCGGAAUUGACCAGUUUAUUUCCAGAUUUAUGUGUUUCAACAAAUAAAAUCUCUAGUACAUUUAAACUUAGAAGAAACCAACAACAAAUAUGUUACCUCCUUAUUAUUGAUCACCAGUCAUAACAUUUCACCUGUGUAUGAUUUGAGCACAUUAACAAUAGAUUUGACCUACAUAUUGAUUUGUAUUGAUUGAACACACCAACUUCUAACAGAGCAUAUGUUGACCUAAUGACUUUCUCCUCUCACAGUGAACAGACCAACUUCUAACAGACCAUGUGUUAACAUGAUGACUUUCUCAUCUCACAGUAAACAGACCAACUUCUAACAGAGCAUAUGUUGACCUAAUGACUUUCUCCUCUCACAGUAAACAUACCAACUUCUAACAGAGCAUGUUUUGACAUAAUGACUUUCUCAUCUCACAGUAAACAGACCAACUUCUAACAGAGCAUAUGUUGACCUAAUGACUUUCUCCUCUCACAGUAAACAUACCAACUUCUAACAGAGCAUGUGUUGACAUAAUGACUUUCUCAUCUCACAGUAAACAGAUCAACUUCUAACAGAGCAUGUGUUGACAUAAUGACUUUCUCCUCACUUUCACAGUAAACAAACAGUUGGCUGACAAGGAGAGGGUCGCUGCUGCCUUGGAAAAUUCCCAUUUGUUGGAUGUUGUUAAUCAGUGUCUGGCUAGGAGAGCUACUGGAUAAAUGGAUGACAGCAGGGAUGAUACUGGAUGACAGCAGGGAUGAUACUGUAUGACAGCGGGGAUGAUAUUGGAUAAAACUAUCACAACAGUAAUAGUCAUGAUAUCCAAUUCACACAACCAUAAGACAGCAUCGAAGAUAUUGGAUGAAACUAUGAUGAGAGUGAUAGUGAAAAUAAUUGAACAUAAUUUUUGGUGGUGAAAGUACUGGUUUUAGAUUGAUACGGUCAGACUGUUUGAUAGAACAGGAUGUUAACUUCUUAUAAUUAUUACAAAUGGGAGCUUAAGUCUUAAAUUAAUUAUUAUGUAUUUUUCAAUGCCUUUAGCUCAUUCAUGUUAUUUCAGUAUUUCUGACUUACAUGAAACCAAUGGAGCAUUUUUGAAUUAGUUCCGGACUUACCUGUGCCCCAUGUAGCAUUUUGCAUUAGUUACCAUCAUUCCUUCCUAAGCUUUUCAACAUAUAGAAUGGAGUUGAUUUCCCACAGUUGUCAUGGAUGAAAUUUUGUGGCAUUAAAUUACUCUUUAUUAUCACAUCCACUGAUUUUACUGUAGCAAUUUAUUCAUUAUGAGCACAAGUCUUUUAGUCGUAGUCAAGUGAAAUGAAGGCCAGAGUUGAGAUCAAGGGUUUUCUAGGAAAUGUUAACCUCUCUUAAUUCUCUCUAUUUUCAUCUGUCAUUUAAAAUGUGUCAUUAAUUUCUUUUAAAUGUGUGUGUAAAUGUGGAGAAUUCGACGGAUUGUAAAUAAUAUUAUCUUUAAUGUUUAUGUAAGUCUUUGUGGACAUUUUUAGACAAAAGUUUUCAAAUCAGCUGAUUUUUAUAACCUUUUAUUAUGAGCAUUGUUGGAUUGUUCCUCUGGAGCAGCGGUCCUUAUACAGGGGUCGUCUAAGACCAUCGGAAAACAUGUAUUUAUGAAGUAGCAAUGAAAAUAAUUUUAUGGUUGGGGGUCACCAAAAUGUGAGGACCUGCAUUAAAGGGUCGCAGCAUUAGGUAGGUUGAGAACCACUGUGCUAGUGUUUUUGAAAUAGACCUAAAAUGAGGUACGCUGCUCAAUCUCUCAUAUAUUGGCCAAUCCUCAAAUGAUGUUUACCAAAAUAGUUAUCAUUAAAAUGCUAAAACGAAGCUGGAAUAAACAAAGCCAUCAGUUUAAGGCAGAUUCUUAAUUAAUAAAAUGUAAAGUUCCACACUUGUGGCCUAAAAUUUUAAUAUGUGUGGUCUAAACUGGUGGUUCGCAAUGUGGACAAUAUAUCCCCCCCCCUCUUUUUUUUUCCCCAAGAACACUAUAUAUCUCAGAGGCCUUGAAAAAAAAAAAUACUUCUUUGGGGUGGGCAUGAAGAGUUUGAGUUGGCCACAACCUUAAACUGAACAAUAUCUUAACAAGAUGACUUAUUGGCAACUAUGGAACUCAUUUAUUAUUACACACAAUUAUGAGAUUAUACAAUUUAUAUCUAUUGCUAAAGUACAAAUAAUGCAAUUUAAAUAUCAAUCCUCUGGAUUUCAUAAAUUAAUGUUCUCUCACUGUAUUAUGUUUGUUUCUUACAUUGAAUAUAUAUUCAUUGAAAUCAUUGGGGUAUUUUUGUGCAAGCAUGUUGUGAAAAGUCACUUGGCUGUCACACAAGCAACAUUAGAAAAAUGUAGCUGCCACUCGGUAGAAACAAACAAUUGAACAGCAAAGUGAUAGAACAGCUCAACGCUAGAUUUAAAUCAAACUGACAGAAUUCCUCGAUGUCCAGAAAUAAAAAAAUAAUAUGAGUUAUAUAAAAUGUUAAAUGGGGUCAUGGGUAAAAUAAGGUUGAGAAGCACUGGUCUAAACAGCUGGUUGGCUAAGUUUGUUUAUAAUUUUGUUUGUGUCACAUGUCUUGGAAAAUUAAUUCAGGUAACUCAAAAUUUUACAUAUGGAAUUACAUCUACGAACGCAGCGGAAGCUCUUAUGGAUCCCCGGACCCCAUCUUGAAGGACUUCCUCGCUUUCUACAGGGAGGAAGUACCACGAGGCAGCUCCCCCAGGAUGUUUCGCCCUAGUUGCAAACAAUGUGACCACCCCAGUGACGCCAUAGGGGUGGCUCCCAUGAAUUUGAGCCGUACAGAAAAGGAGUGCGUUUUCUACUGCGGACUACUUUGACCUCCCAAUCAAUUCAAACAAAAUUUUCUAACCAUUCAUAAAACUAUUAAAAAUAGAUUUUCUUAAUGUCAAAAUAAUGUUCAUGUUUAAAAGAAAUGUAUGGUGUCCACACUGCACUGUGGUCAGCUUUCUCUCAACAUCUGUGUUUGUUUGUUGGAUGAAAUAAAGGAAUGAUAUAC